GCUGCUGUCAUUUGAAGCGCAUCUCGCACGUGAAUUUUCUGCGGCAAAACUAAUAAAAAACCAUGGAUAAACCAGUUGUUUGGGCUCGUGUCAUGAAAGUUCUCGGCCGUACCGGCUCCCAGGGCCAAUGUACACAGGUCAAGGUUGAGUUCCUUGGCGAACAGAACCGUCAGAUUAUUCGCAACGUUAAGGGUCCAGUUCGCGAGGGCGAUAUUUUGACGCUGCUCGAAUCGGAACGCGAAGCCAGAAGAUUGCGCUAAAGGAUCAGUGCCGGGUUGGCGCUGUUUUGGUGGAAUGCUUGAAAUUUAUUUAGAAUAAGGUGGCGGCAACAACAACAACAACACACCGACACGCUAGUCGACAAACCACAACAACAGCAGACAAAUUAAACUUUUUUUUUAGUUGCCAACUACACGCAAAAAUGAUUAAAUGCAAAAGCAUUUUAAAUAAAUUUCAAGUAUUUAAGUGCUAAAAAAUACGUCUUA
Scaptodrosophila lebanonensis is the source of this 485-nucleotide messenger RNA. It is a transcript of the gene RpS28b, whose product is annotated as 40S ribosomal protein S28. Gene Ontology annotation, cellular component: cytosolic small ribosomal subunit; ribosome. NCBI's taxonomy places the organism in Eukaryota, Metazoa, Arthropoda, Insecta, Diptera, Drosophilidae. The transcript is spliced from 2 exons. Gene Ontology annotation, molecular function: structural constituent of ribosome. The record is from RefSeq and is a predicted model, not a curated record. The coding region runs from base 63 to 260 and encodes 65 amino acids. Gene Ontology annotation, biological process: maturation of SSU-rRNA; translation; ribosomal small subunit assembly.